GUGGGGACGGUAACGAGUGGUCGGACAUAGCGUGUACGACGGUCGACGAUACGUACGCAGGUGUGUUCACAGUGCUUGUACACCCCGCGUCACGCGCCAGCCAGCCACACUCGGUGUCGAAAAGAGACGGAGGGUGGCUGUGUGAACGAGAGAAAAAGAAUCGCACGCGACGAGUGGAGAAGGUGGUGGUGGAGGAGGACGACGAAAGAACGAUCGUAUCAUUCCGCGGUUUCCUCGCUCGAAACGAAAGGGUCGGUGCGCCAGCCACGGCGAUCGUCGACUUUGAUAUUACAGGACGGUGUCGUCGGUCGGGUCGGGUCCUCGAGGAAGGGACGACUUCGACGAGUUCGCGUUCCACCGAGCAUCGUUCACAGGAAUCGGCUCGCCCCUCUGUGUCCUCGUUGACAGUGCGCGCGAAGCUAGCUCGCUUCACCCACGGGAAGAGUAGUUUAGCAGGCCGAGGAUGGUUCAAAGAAUCUGCACCAGCGUGGCCGCGCUUAGCCUCGCCCUGAGUGCCUGCGUUGUUUUGCCGCGCGCCGUCAUGGCGAUCGACUUGAGUCGGUUUUACGAUCAUUUCAACACGAAACGUACAGGUGACGCGUGCCAUCCGUACGAGCCGUUCAGGUGUCCGGGCGACGGUCUCUGCAUCUCGAUUCAAUAUCUGUGCGACGGGGCGCCCGACUGCCAAGAUGGGUACGACGAGGAUUCGCGACUUUGUACUGCUGCGAAAAGACCACCGGUCGAGGAGACUGCUAGCUUCCUGCAGUCCUUGCUGGCUAGUCAUGGUCCUAAUUAUCUUGAGAAAUUGUUCGGGAACAAGGCACGGGACACGCUGAAGCCGCUCGGUGGAGUCAAUAGAGUCGCUAUAGCCCUUUCCGAAUCUCAGACGAUCGAAGACUUCGGCGCCGCCCUGCAUCUGAUGCGCUCCGACUUGGAGCAUUUGCGCUCCGUGUUCAUGGCGGUCGAGAACGGCGACCUGGGCAUGUUGAAGUCGAUCGGUAUCAAGGACUCCGAGCUGGGGGACGUGAAGUUCUUCUUGGAGAAGCUCGUCAAGACCGGUUUCCUCGACUGAACUGCACACUCCCUUGGAACGUCACCGCGGAGGCACUAUAACGUUGGCUGUAUCGUAUUACAAUCGGACUAUCUUAUCGCUUCGAAAGGUUCCCCGCCAAGUUCGUUUCCUUCCGUCUCCCGUUCCCUAGCCCCGCUCCUUCUACCCCUGUCCCUGUAGCGUCUUUUCAUCUUUUCGCUUCCCUCUUGGACGCUGCUCUUAUUGCUCCUAGUUCCUGCUACUGAGAGAACACCGAGCGAGCACCGAGAUAAGACGAGAGAUACCUAUUGUUACAGAGAGGCAUGGGAGUACUGAACGUUUAAACUUUCGUUAAAUGUCAAGGGUCGACGCUAUUGUAUACCUGUGCACCUUUAUCGACGCGUUUUACUUCAAUGAACGUGUUCUAACAUUUACCAUAUGCGCACGGAAAGGGAAAAAGGGAGGACGUAGAGUCUAAAUGGAAAGAAGGGAAAGGGAGAGUCGCGUGUAUCUUCGGCGACACGAGAGCUUAGUAAUUACCAGGUCAAUUAAUUAUAUUUUAGCUGAACGCCCUGUUGGUCGUCGCAGAGGCUGCGAUCGAUAUUAAUUGGGCACGGCGUAUCGUACAAUCAUCAUCGGAAGGAGGAGUAAUUUCGGUUCAUCGAUGAUAAAUAAAUCCACACUGAAACGUUUAUGGUACCAGAUGAAAAUAGAAAUUCUUUUAUGCGAACGCGUUCAGUCUCGUCGUUCGACUUUCCAUCUUCCUCUCCGGCGUAUACGCGUCGGUUCUCGCUCGUUCUCGGACUCCCAUGCGCUUUUUUUAUUCUAUUCUAAUUACCGAAGCUGCGCUUCGAUGGCUAACGUUCGUGAUAUUCGUGGUAACUAAACGACGACGCGUGCAUGAAACUCGCGCAUCGGCAAGGCAUAUAUAAUUAUAUACUUCUCUGUCGCACUCUUACAUGCUUGCAUAAUUGGUCGAUUACUGCUGGUACAGUACCGCGCAUUUACAACAUUAGUCCUACGGAUUUCGGUAUCCCGUUCGUAUCGAGAUUGUCUAGAGAUUUCGCACCGGUAUUUCAUCGACACACGCAGUUUUCGAUUAAUGCGUUAUACUUCGCUGAAUAUACUGUAUUAUCACGAACACGCACGAUUGCAUACGCGCGUACUAUCCACAGCUAAAUAAGUGAGGGACAAUCAGACAAAUUUUGAAUAAUACCUCUUCCAUUAUAUACUUCAGAGAGAGAAAGAGUGAGAGAGAGAGAGAGAGAGAGAGAGCGCGCGCGCGCGAGAGAUAGAGAGAGAGAGAUGAAUCACUUUGAUACUUGAGGUAUGAGAGAACGCGUUUGAUUGCAACACGUUAGUAACGAAUCGGAAUUUGGUCGGAUAGCUAGGGUGUAGAUAUCGUUAGAGAGAGAGAGAGAAAGAGAGGCGUUGGUUUCACUCAAACGAAAUACCUGUACUCGUUUUAGUCAUCGCCGAUACGUACCGAACGGAAAUACGUAGACAUACCUGACUUGCGUCCAGUUUCUUUCGUUUCGAAACACGCUCGGAUACGUUUAUUAUGCGACGACUUUGUGCAGGAUCGAUGCGGAGCCCUUACCGCAAUUGAAAGGGUUUCGGAUCGAUCCUUUCUACACAUAUGCUGCGAUUCAAUCAAUUCCUACACGAUGCUACUCCGCAAUGCGACAUGCAAAAAGAAUCUGUAACCCGCUUACGUAGCUUUCACAUUCGAGACGUAUGUACGUUGCAGCGAGAUCGAGUGCACGGUCCAUUUUGAAUUCUUGUACAAUUUCUCUUGCUGUGCAAUCGACCGAUCUAACGAUAGAAAAUGCGAAAGCAAAGCAUGGACACACGUACACGCGACCACGCAUAUACAUGUAUGUGUGUUGAAAAAGUAAUUCUAUAUAUACGUAUAUUCUAUAUAUUUUAAGGACGAGAAGCGAAGCAGGUACAAAUCGAGCAUCGUAUCGCGUUCUUUCAGGGUAUGACGCGCAUUAUACUUAAGACGAUUGACGAAGAUUACGAUGACGAAGAAUAAUUUAUGAUGUGCUAUAACGUAUCGAUAUUUUCAUUACGGUGAGAACGGAAACACAACAUAUCAGUAUGGAUACAUAUCAGUAAUUUAAUCCGGAGAUGAGUGAUUAUCGCCGAAUUCUCUCAGAGAGCCACUUACACUCAAACGAUUCAUCUAUUACAUGUUCUCUCAUCGAAAUAAGGAUCAUAAAUGAACUUUGAGAAAAUCUUUAGCCAGUCUGCGGAGAACGAUGAACGUGGAUUACGCUCUGGAGACUUCGGCGUGACAUUGAAAAAACGCAUCUCUACCUAUUAAGCGUAAUAUCUUCUAGUCAAUCAAUGACAUAUCUUCUAAUUAAUAAUAUAUAUAUAUAUUUAAAUAAGUCUAUAUAUAUAUAAAUAAUGACAUAUCAACAAAAGAGUCACUUUUAUCAGAUAGUAGAUAUAAUAUUUUGGUAUAUAAAAAGAAGUGAAGAAAAAAUGGUGAAGAGAGAGAGAGAGAGAGAGAGAGAGAGAGAGAAAGCAGGUGUGUUCCCUCUAAAUGUCAAUUACGGUCCAAAGUAGGGCCUGGACCGAGGACAGGAUACCGAGGGAAGUUUGUGUAAAGCUUUAGGGAAAUCAAGGCUAACUCCUCGAAGGCAGGAUCAAGGCGCUCCGAAUCUCCGCUUCGCGGGCGCGUUGAUCCUUUCGAAAAUUCUGGAUCUAAACUGUGUCUCCGACGUUAUACCCAAGAGACCCACCAACCCCCACCGUCUCAUCCUCAAUUUCGACGUGUUACAUUUAAAGUAAGACCGUUCGUCUCCGGUGGUAAUUGAAAUUAACGAAACCGAAGACGUACGACGACGACGCGCAGCGCGGUAUGUUUCCAUCGCUUUAGAGAGCAAGGAACACCAGUGAAAUGCUUGUACACGCCACGCGCGUUUAUUAUUCCUUUAAAACGCACUUCAUUUUUCGUACGACACGAUCGACCGAUGACAAUCCAUUGCGUUUCGUUGUAAAGUAUUACAUAGUAUAUAUAUUUUAAGCGUUAGACGUAUCUAUAUGUUUCAUUCCACGCUAUCGGCUAAAAAUUUGUAAUCGCUUUCGGUAUCGUUUUCCCUCCUCUGUUGAAAAAUUGUGCAAUUUCUCAUUUAACGAUUCCAAACUUUUGGCCAGUACCGUACGUUUUUAUUAAUAUUAAUAUAUAGGUAUUCUGUUUUUACGAAAUUACAGUUCCAGCGGACGUUUGAAAACCGGUAUCCGUACUACUUUUUAGUUUGAAUGUGGAAUUUGUUUGAAUAAAGGAUAUCAGACAAAUGAUGAAUCAUUGUAAAAGAACAUAUCUAUAUAAUAAUCCGUCCAUAGUAUUCGACUAAGAGGGUUACCUGUAUAGAACGAGGCAAAACUUGCAAUUCUCACACCCUGCAGUUUCUUUUCAAAUACGGAGCAUCUCUAAUUCUUUGUAAAAUGUAACGUAGCGUGAACGAGCAUUGCCAGAUGUUCGUGCACCACUCAAGAAAGUGUACAGAGCGCAUAUACAUAUAAACGCAUUGAUUGUCAAGACUUUGAACGAUGUAAUUAAAGAAAAACGUACACGAAAAAAGAACAAAAAGAGCAGAGCAGACAAAUGCAAGAAACCACCAGACACAGGCCGUUGUAUCUAUGUUACUUUCAACUUCUGAUUGUUCUACUGCCAAAGCAUCAUUCUUAUUAUACGGCAAACUGCGACGUACCGUACACUUGUAAGUGAUCUUGCUUCUUAACGUUUUUGUACUUCUGUCGAUUGAAACAAAAUACAAAUGUUCUUUGGAAAUAAGUUCAGCGCGCGAUGAUCAAUUUAAAUAAAGUGAAAGUUUCUUCAGUUUUA
Messenger RNA from Ceratina calcarata, 4889 nucleotides. RefSeq names its product prohormone-4. The record is from RefSeq and is a predicted model, not a curated record. Gene Ontology annotation, molecular function: protein binding. NCBI's taxonomy places the organism in Eukaryota, Metazoa, Arthropoda, Insecta, Hymenoptera, Apidae. The coding region runs from base 464 to 1072 and encodes 202 amino acids. The transcript is spliced from 4 exons.